Messenger RNA from Psylliodes chrysocephalus, 922 nucleotides. The record is from the annotation of a GenBank genome assembly. NCBI's taxonomy places the organism in Eukaryota, Metazoa, Arthropoda, Insecta, Coleoptera, Chrysomelidae.
UAAGCAACGCGCUUGGCAGUUGGAACAGAUUUUUUGAAACUUUCACUUGUAUAUUUUUUAUUUAUAAUUCUAUCUUCAAUGAAACUUGAAGUUAAAUUGUGAUUUAGUUUAAAAUUUGCAAUUAUAAAUAAUAAGUGCGUAACGCAACUUCCGUUUUUUGUGAUCUUUUUUCAUUAAUUAGUUCUAAAAAAUGGAAGUUGAUUCGAUUAUUGAACAGUCAAACAAAUUUAGUGAAAAUAUCGUGCAAAAUAUUUUAAAUGAAACACAGGAUGUGGAAAUUAGAAGUUCAGAAUCUCCAGAAUCAGAAUUACUUUCAAGACUGUGCCCCUACAUCUCUACAAAUAUGUCAGAAAUAACAGAUAAUCUUAUUCUGACAUCUGCAAGUAACGUUAACCCUCAAGUCCUCGAAACCUGCGGUAUUUCUUGUAUAAUAUCCUGUGCUCCAGAACUUCCAGAUCCACCUCUUAAUAAUAACGUCAUAUAUUAUAAAGUAGAUGUUGUAGACUCCGGAUGUUCUAGGAUAUUUUCAUAUUUUGACAAGGCUGCAAAUCUCAUACAACAAGUUUCAAAUUUAGGAGGCAAAUCCUUGAUCUACUGCGUGGCAGGGGUCAGUCGUUCCGCCAGUAUUUGCAUAGCUCACUUGAUGAAAUAUCAUCGUCUAAGUCUACUAGAUGCAUACAACUACAUUAAACUUCGACGGUCUAGGAUAAAACCAAAUUGUGGCUUCUUCAAGCAACUCAUAGAGUACGAGAAACAACUUUUUGGCUGCAACACAGUUCAAAUGGUUUUCAAUGAAGUUGUCCAGAUGGAGAUACCAGAUGUUUAUGAUAAAGACUACAGGCCUAUUACUAGUUUUGUUAAGAAAAUUAAGAAUAGGAGAUAUUAGACAAUAGGUGUAUAAAGAAAAAUGUGAUUUUAGAGA